Molecule: messenger RNA, 1386 nt
Organism: Colletotrichum aenigma
Lineage: Eukaryota; Fungi; Ascomycota; Sordariomycetes; Glomerellales; Glomerellaceae
Exons: 4
Coding region: 1-1386 (461 amino acids)
Source: RefSeq, a predicted model, not a curated record
AUGGCUUCCGCCGAGGGCAUUGGCAUGAACCUCACGUACCCGAAAUCGCCAGACCCGAGAGUCCCAGCGUCGGUGCUGAAGGAAAUCGACGAUGCCAAUAUCCCGGUUUUCAUGACUGGGAUCCUCCUCCCGCAUGUCGUAUGCACUCUCUUCAUCUUUGCUCGCAUUGCCUCGCGGCUAUGGGUGAUUCGCAAGUGGUUUCUGGACGACACGCUCAUCUUCCUCUCGUGGCUCUUUUCAACGGCCCUUUGCAUCGUCUAUGGCAUCACCGCCACGACGCCCUCGCUGUUGGCGGCCCCAUCAGAGGCGUCCCUGCUGGAAGAUGUCAACCCGUAUAUCAUGCGCACAUAUCUCGGGUUGAUUUACUACCAACUCUGCCUCUGUCUGACGAAAUUCUCCAUCCUGGCAUUCUAUCUCCGGGUCUUUGUCUCCCGCCCGCGAGAGCGGCUGUUUGCAUGGGGAACAGUUGUGUUUGUGCUCAUGUACAGCGUACCGAUGCUGCUGAUGAGCUUCCUCCAAUGUCAUCCGGUGAUGGGACAGUUCUUUGGGCGGCCGAUGAUGUGCUUCGGCUUUCCAGAGCUGUUGAUCUCGAGCGCAAGUCUUCAUUCCGCUACUGACGCGUGGUUGAUCGCCAUGGUCAUCCCCUGCGUUGCCAAACUCGACCUUCCUCGGAGGGACAAGAUUGCGCUCUCGGUGGUGCUGAGUUUGAGCAUCUUCGUCAUUGCAGCGAGCAUGGUCCGCCUUCAGCUCAGCCUGCAUAGGCACUACCUGCCGAAUAGCACCGGUGUGACCAACACGCUCACGUUCUUCGUUAUGACGAUCCUGGAGUGCGACCUGGCGCUCAUUUGCGCCAGCGCUCCGACACUGCGUCCGCUGCUGGCCAAGAUUUUCCCUGGCCUGAUGACACGGCUAUCCAUGGACGGAGCCCAGCACGCCUUUUGCGCGGAGCCGGAACGCGAGUUAUGCCAGUCACUUGAACAAGCUGCGGAUGCCGGCACCGCCUGUGCCUGUGUUGUCGAUAUCGCACAUGGCGCCGACAACGCUCAGUCUGAGGACUGCGGUGUUGGGGGUGGUGCCGAGGAGUCGAGGCCGGCCUCUCACUGGAGACGGUCUGGCAGGGGCGAUGGAGUCGUAUUGAAGGAGAUGAGGUUGAGUCUCGGGUCCGGUGUUGGAGGAGGAGUCGGAUUCAUGACAGAGAAGGCGCCAUUGAGCCCGAAUCGCAUGAGCCCGAUGUCCGAUCUGAGUGGCGACACAUACACUGUUGACAGAAACAGUGGGAGCACCAAGGGCGAAAAGUAUGACGGAAAAUUGACGACAGAGAUACCCCGGGAGAAGGACAAGAAGGUCCCUCCUCGUAGGCCGAGACGGCCAGACGACCCAGCGUAA